AUGGUCCAGCAUGACCCCAGGAGACAACCUUGUGGGGGAGCUCCAUACCCAUUUGACGAUACGCGAAUAUUUCCUGGUGAUGUCAUCAUCGAUGCCGUGGUUGAAUAUGAUUUUGGCAGGCGAUACUCAGUUUCCAUCGGAAACCUGAAGUCGAAGGAAUUCGAACCCUCUUCUUCACAAGUCUUAAGGCGAGACGAACACGCAUUGAAUUUCAAGAGCAGAUGUCCCAGAAUCUUCGUCUUAUUCAGCUAUUAG
This is a messenger RNA of Blastomyces dermatitidis ER-3, 255 nucleotides long. RefSeq lists its product as uncharacterized. The record is from RefSeq and is a predicted model, not a curated record. The transcript has a single exon. NCBI's taxonomy places the organism in Eukaryota, Fungi, Ascomycota, Eurotiomycetes, Onygenales, Ajellomycetaceae. The coding region runs from base 1 to 255 and encodes 84 amino acids.